GCCACGCUGAAGUCAGACCAGGAGUACAACCCUGGGCCAGCCGACUUUUGCUGCCUCUCCUGUGGCCAUUUGAUAUAGUUAUUACUUCAGGUCUUUCUGGCCCUGCCUUGAACUUUGAGAAAAAUUAUUAUCUUUAGUGAACGUGACUUUUCUCAGGUUGGGGCGUCCGGAUUUCCAGUCAUCGUGCAGGCCCUGAAUCCCCACAUCCUGCCAGUGCUGAUUCACUCACGAGGGUGGUUUGAAUGGAUUAAAAUUAAAUUUGUAUAUAUGGAGCCCACCCUUGAGGUGAACAUAUCAAUCCUUUUACACCAGAGAAAGCAAGAGAAAUUAUAAUGUCUUUACAACAACCUGCAGUCUUCUGUAACAUGACUUGUGAUUGGCCAGCACAGCACUGGACUGCUGAACACCUUUCUGAGGUCCUUCAUGGCAAGCAGGUACGAUUCAGGAUGGGAAUGAAAAGAACAGACACAGUUCCUCAGUUUGAAACUACAUGUGGUUAUGUAGAAGCUACGCUUGAAGAGUUUCUGACCUGGAACCAUGACCAGUCUCCUCUUUCUGGACCUUUUAGAGAUUAUGAUCAUUCCGAAUUCUGGGCUUAUGCGGACUAUAAAUAUUUUGUCAGCCUAUUUGAUGACAAGACAGAUAUUUUCGAGGAUGUGAUAUGGUCUGACUUCGGGUUUCCUGGAAGAAAUGGACGGGAAAGCACCUUGUGGAUUGGCUCUAUGGGGGCCCAUACUCCCUGUCAUCAGGACUCCUAUGGUUGCAACUUAGUAUUCCAGGUACAAGGAAGGAAAAGAUGGCAUCUCUUUCCUCCUGAAGAUACGGCUUUCCUUUACCCGACUAGAAUCCCUUAUGAAGAAUCUAGUGUGUUCAGUAAAAUCAAUGUUGUCAAUCCUGAUUUAAAACGUUUUCCUCAGUUCUGCAAAGCUCGAAGACAUGUGGUUACCCUGAACCCAGGACAGGUUCUGUUUGUCCCCAGGCACUGGUGGCAUUACGUGGAAUCCAUCGAUCCUGUCACUGUCAGUAUGAACUCAUGGAUUGAGCUGGAAGAGGACCACCAAGCCCGGGUAGAAGAGGCAAUCACACGCAUGCUUGUGUGUGCCCUGAAAACUGCAGAGGACCCACACAGUACCAGAGCUUGGUUAAACCCAACUGAGAUUGAGGAAAUAUCCCAUGAAGUCAAUUGUCGCUACUUAAAUAGAGCCGUUUCUGCACUUUUUGAUCAUUACAGAACAUCUAAGGUAGUAGAAAUCCAAGCACUAAGAACAAAUAGAGAGAACAAGAAAAAAGAAGGAUUAAAUGUGCACGAUCACAUGGAGAUGGAACAAACAAGUGGCCAGGACUUAAUCUUGGGAACUGUAAAGCAGGAUGCAGCAAGUCCCUUUGGCCCUGAUCUGGUUCCUGUAAUGCCAAGUUCUGAAGAAUUAUUCUCAGAUAGAGAAGGUGUAUUUGAAGAUGAUGGUAAAGACUUUGUUGGCAAAGAUGGAGAACACUCUGGAAAACUGCACUGUACCAAGAGGCAACGAAUGAUGAGUAAAAGUGAGGAUGCAAUUGUGGAACAAAAUGCUUCAAAUAGUAGUAUGGCUGCUUCUCAAACAUUUAUUUCUACAGAUGACUUGCUAGACUGCUUGGUGAGUCCGCAAGUAACCAGAAUAGUGGCACAACUUCUUAUACAAGGAAAACGUUUGUGGUUCUAACGAAAAUGGCUUUCAAAAUAUUUUUAAAAUAUUUUUUGAAAUAGUAUGGUUUUUAAAUAAAAGAUGGAAGAGCAAAAAGUUAAUUUGCACAUGCUUGUACUUGUUCUUACCUAAUUGCAUUUCAGUCUCUCCCGACCUUCACUGAUGAACAUUGCUCUUUGGCCAAACUGCCUCUUUGUUAUUUGUUAGGCCUUCUUUCUUCCAUGACUUUGCCAUUCUUCUCCCGACCUAUCCUUUUAGACUAUCUCAAGUGUAAGUCCCAGGUGUUCUUAACAGAAAGUAAUUUCUUCAGCAGCCUCAAGCAGAGGUCAGUCUGCUGUUUGUUUUUGUAAAUAAAGUUUUAUUGGAACACA
This is a messenger RNA of Suricata suricatta (meerkat), 2050 nucleotides long. RefSeq names its product HSPB1 associated protein 1 (gene HSPBAP1). Gene Ontology annotation, molecular function: 2-oxoglutarate-dependent dioxygenase activity. The transcript is spliced from 8 exons. The record is from RefSeq and is a predicted model, not a curated record. NCBI's taxonomy places the organism in Eukaryota, Metazoa, Chordata, Mammalia, Carnivora, Herpestidae. Bases 333 to 1697 code for a protein of 454 amino acids.